This is a messenger RNA of Tripterygium wilfordii, 3256 nucleotides long. Its product is annotated as disease resistance protein RPS2-like. NCBI's taxonomy places the organism in Eukaryota, Viridiplantae, Streptophyta, Magnoliopsida, Celastrales, Celastraceae. The record is from RefSeq and is a predicted model, not a curated record. Gene Ontology annotation, molecular function: ADP binding; ATP hydrolysis activity. The coding region runs from base 23 to 3061 and encodes 1012 amino acids. The transcript is spliced from 2 exons.
CCAACUUGAAACCCUGGAGGAAAUGGAGAAGGACGUGCAUGAAGCCAUUGAAGCAGCAGAACGAAAUGGUGAAGUAAUCCGAAAAAAUGUUCAACAUUGGAUAGCAAGUGUUGAGGGAGUCAAGAUGGAGGCCAGAGAGUUUUUGGAAGACAAUAGGAAAGGAAACAAGAGAUGUUUUAAAGGGUGGUUUCCUGAUGUGAAAGCACGUUACUUGCUAAGCACAAAAGCAAUGGAGAAACAUAAGAAAAUAGAAAGGCUAUGUGAAGAGCAAAAAGUAUUUGACAUUAAUGUUUCUCUGCCUGCACGUCCUCUCGGAUUAGAUUCCAUAACCUCCAAAGAUAUUGUUCUCUUUCAAACAACGAAAGUAGCAAUGGAACAAGUCACGGAUGCAUUGAAAAAAGAUUGUACUAAUUUUGUGGGGAUACAUGGAAUGGGGGGUGUAGGGAAGACCACUUUGGUGAAAGAAAUUGCUAGAAAAUGCAAAGAAGAGAAGCUUUUUGAUAAUGUGGUAAUGUCCGUGGUGUCACAAACUGUCAACGUGGAAAGUAUUCAGGAGCAAAUAGCUGACUUCUUGGAUUUAAAACUAGAAGAAAAAAGUGUACUUGUAAGAGCAAGUCGAUUAAAGAAUCGACUAACGAGUGUGAAUAAGAUCCUUGUUAUAUUGGAUGAUGUUUGGGAAAGACUUGAGCUAAAUACUAUCGGCAUUCCUUCAGGGGAAGAUCAUAAGGGUUGUACAGUUGUCAUCACCACAAGGCGUAGACAGGUGUGCACUGCCAUGGGCAGCAGGGACCAAGCUACAAGUAUUGUCAGUCUUGAUGUCUUAAGUAAACAAGAAUCUUGGGAGUUGUUUAAGUUGCAAGUUGGUGAUAUUAUUGAGUCUCCCACGGUGAUAAAUGUGGCAGAGAAACUUGUCAAAGAGUGCGGAGGUUUGCCUAUUGCUCUUGUGACAGUGGGAAAUGCUAUGAGAGGCAAAGAUUUAGAAGAAUGGAAAGAUGCUGCUCUAGAGCUCGAGAAAUCAAAUCCUAUAAAUAUUGAAGGCGUUGACGAAAAUGUUUUCAAGUGCAUCAAAUUCAGCUAUGAUUAUUUGAGAGAUGAGGAGGCCAAGGCUUGCUUCCUACUUUGUUGUUUAUUUCCAGAUGAUUAUAACAUUGAAAUAGAGAGGUUGGUUAGAUAUGGGGUGGGGUUGAAUACAUUUAAGAGAGUUGACAAAAUUCAUGAAGCCAGAAGACGAGCACAUUUGAUAAUCAACAAUCUUAAAGCCUCUUCUUUAUUGGUGGCAAGUGAAGAAAAAGGCUGCAUCAAAAUGCACGAUGUUGUUCGCGAUGUUGCUAAAACAAUUGUGUUGGAUAAAUAUUUUGUGAAAGAUGAUGAGGUUUUGAAAGAGUGGCCAAAUGAAUUGAGUAUGGAUGAAUAUAAUGGUAUUGGCAUCUCUUUGAUGAGAAAUGAAAUCCAAAAGUAUCCUGAUGCUUGGGAAUGCCCAAAUCUUCAGAUAUUUUUGACACAUCACUACAAUGUUAAGCAAGAAAUGCCCGAAGAAGUAUUCAAGGGAAUGAAAAAGCUCAGAGUUUUAGAUCAAAUGCAUAUUAAGUACUCUGGAGGGAGAAGAUUGGAGCCAUCACUUAGUCAUCUGACUAAUCUCCGGACAUUAAUUAUUGAGGGUGAUCGCUAUGGGGACAUGCAGAUAUGGGGCAUUAGCGCACUUGGAGAGCUAAAAAUGCUAACAAUUGUCAGCUUUAGAUAUUGUUGGUUUAAAGAGCCGCUGGAUGCACUGAGGAAGUUGAAGAACCUGAGGUUGGUAGAUUUGACAUUCUCUCAUAAUUGUUCAUCUCUUUUCAACUACACAGGAACACUCGCUGAAGAUUGGAAUUUUUCGCAAUUAGAAGAAGUACGCGUGACUGAGAUGGUGUCUUGCAGUGUUGCCGAGCUGUUCAAAUCUCAUCCUCGUUUAAAUGUGUUGAAGAUUUGUAUAACAGACAUUCGUCGGAUACCUGACAACUUUGUCUUCCCCUACUUGGAAAAUUUUCACAUUUCUGUGAGCGCGGGGAUACAUAGUGAAUUUGAUGUUAUGUCAGACUAUUUUGAAAAUAGUUUGCACGUCCACAACGUACAUGGCAUGGGAUUGCCAAACAGGUUUGUGACAUUAUUGCCGGGUGUAAGUAUUUUAAGUCUUUAUCGCUUAGAUGGAUUCAGAAACAUCCUUCCCAACUUCUUGGUUUGUAGAGACAGUUUCGCUGUCUUGAAAAAAUUGCGAGUUGAUGAAUGCGCAGACUUGGAGUUCUUGAUCAAUAAUGAGGAGGUAAUUAGUAAGAUUCCACAGCCAGAUUGUUUCAAAUAUUUGGAGGAACUGCGACUUUUUGAUUUACCGAGCUUUAGGGGGUUGUGUAGCAAUAGCAUGGUUCUUGUUGACAUUCCCUACUCCUUUAUAAGGCUAAAAGUAUUGCGUAUAACAAGUAGUCCCAAAAUGUCAAAUAUGGGCGUUCCACUUAAUCUGUUACGAAGAAUGCGACAACUUCAAGUCCUAAACAUAUUUCAGUGUGAAGCACUAGAGUACUUGGUUGAUCUUAGAGAAGAACGAGUAGAGGAUGCUGUUGAGGAGGAGGAAGGAAUACUUGUCAAAUUAACGGAUAUGACGCUACGAUGGUUGCCUAAUUUAGAGCAGUUGUGGAAGGGCUCUAUUGGACUGGUGCACUUACUCAACUUGAAAACAGUGGAGAUUAGGUGGUGCGACAAACUGAAAGUUCUUUUCCAUUGGUCUGUAGCUCAAAGACUUGAACAACUGGAAGAGCUAACAGUUCGUGAUUGCAAGGAAUUGGAAGAGAUAGUUGGAAGGGAGACAGGAGAAGAGGCUAUUCAUAAGGUGCUGUUUCCUGAAUUAAAUUUUCUGUACCUGGAGGGACUUCCAAGACUAGUUGGUUUCUACACUGGUAACUUGCCUGGGAGCCAAAGCACGCCCAAGCUCAAGACCGUUCGUAUUUAUGGGCAUGGUAGUGUGAGUGACAUAGCAGUUGAUGGCAAGAACUUAGACACAUUUAUAAAAGACAACAAAGAGCUUCUAUUUUAAAUGGAAGAGGAGGAAGAAGAAUAAAUGGCGGCUAAUGCUGUGCAGAGAAUGGUAUAAAUAAGCUGCUUCUUUUUUGUUCUUUGAGUUGAUGAAUUGUUCUUCUGAUCACCUAAAUUGGGCUUUUAACUCCUCCAUUUUUAUGAAUCCAGCCUGAUCAGGAUGCUGAGUUCCUACAACAUCUUUCCUGUUAUGGCU